Messenger RNA from Triticum dicoccoides, 3731 nucleotides. RefSeq names its product probable LRR receptor-like serine/threonine-protein kinase At3g47570. The record is from RefSeq and is a predicted model, not a curated record. Gene Ontology annotation, molecular function: protein binding; protein kinase activity; ATP binding. The transcript has 2 exons. Bases 266 to 3550 code for a protein of 1094 amino acids. NCBI's taxonomy places the organism in Eukaryota, Viridiplantae, Streptophyta, Magnoliopsida, Poales, Poaceae. Gene Ontology annotation, biological process: protein phosphorylation.
UUUCCAUUUCUCUGACCAUAUGCCUGAGAACGCCUGCAGAGAUGUGAACCGUAGCAUCUGAUUUCUGGACCGAGUAAACGGAGCAUGGGCUGCCAUUCCACCCCAGCACAGUAUGUAGAGUUGCUGAUGUUCCCCUGCACCGAUAAUCAACUACUCAGAAGGCGACUGCACUAAAUUCCCAGCACACCACUGGCUUCUUCAAGUUCGCAAUGCAUCCCUGGCCUGGAGACACGGAAGGCAUAACCACGCGCAUCACGCUACCACCAUGGCUCUUCUUGUCCUAGUACUGACCACGGUGGCUUUCUCGCUGCUGCUGCCCGGCACGGCCGCGCUUGAUCAGCCAGCAAACGCGACCGACGACGACCUCUCGGCGCUGCUGGCCUUCAGGACCAGCGUGCGUGACCCGCGCGGCGUCCUGCGUCGCAGCUGGACGGCACGCACGCCCUUCUGUGGCUGGCUCGGCGUCUCGUGCGACGCCCGUGGGCGGCGUGUGGCCGCGCUGUCGCUCCCCGGCAUGCCACUCGGAGGCGCCAUACCACCGGAGCUUGGCAACCUCUCCUUCAUCUCCCACCUCAACCUCAGCAACACAGGGCUGGCCGGCGUGAUCCCUGCCGAGCUUGGCCGGCUCGCGCGGCUCAGACACCUCGACCUCGACGAGAACCGCCUGUCAGGUACCAUCCCCUCGGCGCUCGGCAACCUCACCGAGCUCCAGUACCUACACAUCGGCUACAAUUCACUCUCCGGGGCCAUUCCCACACAGCUGCGCGCGCUGCGCAACCUCCGGUACAUAAACCUCAACAGCAACGACCUGAGUGGCACCAUACCUAUAGGCCUCUUCAACAACACGCCCAAUUUGAGCGUCAUAUGGUUUGGCAGGAACAGGCUCGCUGGAAGCAUACCUGAAGCCAUUGGCCAUUUGAGGAAGCUUGAAAUCCUUGUCCUGGAACUCAACCUUCUUACUGGCACUGUCCCUGCUGCCAUCUUUAACAUGUCCAUGCUCCGAAUCUUCGGUUUGGGGAACAACAAUCUUUUCGGCUCCCUCCCUGGCAACAAGAGCUUUAGCCUCCCCAUGCUACAAAAACUAGGUCUUUCUUCGAAUCAUUUUACUGGCCCAAUCCAGCCGGCACUGGCCAGAUCCAACAAACUUGAGCUUCUUUCUAUCUCCAUUAAUAACUUCACUGGUCCUGUACCGGCAUGGUUAGCAACAAUGCCUCGGCUUUCUACUAUUCUACUGUCGGCAAAUAACCUCGUCGGUAAGAUCCCGGUUGAGCUAAGCAACCGCACAGACCUUGUCAUGCUUGAUCUUAGUGUCAACCAGCUGGAAGGAGAAAUUCCACCUCAAAUAGGCUAUUUGAGAAACCUCAAUUACUUGAGCUUUUCGACAAACCUCCUAACAGGUAAAAUUCCUGAAUCCAUAGGCAAUAUAUCAAGCAUAAAAACUCUUGAUCUGACACUCAAUGCCUUCACUGGAUCAGUUCCAACCACGUUUGGGAAUGUUCGUAGUCUUACAGGCUUGUAUGUGGAUGGAAACAAGCUUAGCGGGAAGCUAAACUUUAUCCAUGCACUCUCCAACUGCAAGAACCUGAGUACCCUUGGCAUAUCGUCCAAUUCGUUUGCAGGAAGCAUACCUGACUAUUUGGGAAACCUUACUUCACAACUCCAGUACUUCAUAGCAAGUUCUAACAGCCUAACAGGGAGCAUUCCAGAUACAAUUGCAAAUCUUAGCAGCCUUACCACAAUUGAUCUCGACGGAAACCAACUGAGCGGGACCAUCCCUGUAUCCGUCACUACACUGAACAAUCUCCAAGAACUCAACCUUGCCAACAACACCUUGACCGGCGCCAUCCCAGAAGAAAUUUCCAGAUUAACACGCCUAGUACGAUUAUAUCUUGAUAAAAACCAGUUGUCUGGCCCGAUACCGAGCACUAUGGGUAAUCUAAGUGAGCUGCAGUACAUGACAUCUUCUCUUAACUCACUGUCUUCGACCAUACCCUUCAGUCUCUGGCGCCUCUCAAAGCUCAUCAGUCUUAAUCUGGCAUACAACAUGCUGACUGGUCCACUGCCGAGAGAUGUUAGCCAAGUAAAACAAAUUGCUCAAAUGGAUCUUUCAAGCAAUCUUAUGACCGGUGGCUUACCGGAUUCCUUGGGCAGGCUCCAGAUGCUCACCUACCUGAACCUGUCAAACAAUUCAUUCCAGGAACAAAUCCCAAACUCAUUUGGAGAGCUAGUCAGCAUAGAGACCAUGGACCUAUCAUACAAUUCCCUUCGGGGUACCAUACCAAAGUCACUGGCCAAUCUGACCUUCCUCACUAGCCUGAACCUCUCUUUCAAUAAACUAGAUGGUCCGAUACCGGAUAGAGGAAUUUUCUCAAACAUCACACUUCAGUCUUUGAGAGGAAACGAUGCUCUCUGUGGCCUCUCACGUCUAGGCAUUUCACCCUGCCAGAGCCAUCAUAAAUCACCGGAAUCGUUGAUAAAAAUUAUACUUCCUGUAGCCGGGGGAGUUGCAAUUUUGGCUACCUGCUUGUGCAUAUUAAUCAGAACAAAGAUCAAGAAGUGCAAAAAGACAUCAGUUCCCUCGGAAUCCAACAUAAUCAACUACCGCUUAAUAUCAUUCCACGAGCUUGUUCGUGCUACAGAAAACUUCAGUGAGGACAAUCUGAUUGGAUCUGGGAACUUUGGCAAAGUCUUCAAGGGACAACUGGAUGACGAAUCAAUUGUUGCAGUAAAGGUGCUCAACAUGCAACAUGAAGGAGCCUCUGUGAGUUUUGAUGCAGAGUGUCGUGCUCUGCGCAUGGCCCGUCACCGGAACCUAGUAAAAAUACUUAGCACUUGCUCCAACUUUGAAUUCAAGGCCCUGGUGCUCCAGUACAUGCCAAAUGGGAGUUUGGAUAGUUGGCUGCACUCAAGCAACAGCCCUCAGGGUUUGGGGUUCCUCAAGAGGUUAGAAAUUAUGCUAGAUGUAGCGAUGGCGAUGGAGUACCUCCACCACCAGCACACCGAGGUUGUUCUUCAUUGUGAUCUGAAGCCUAGCAAUGUAUUGCUGGACGCAGACAUGACUGCGCACAUCGCUGACUUUGGCAUUGCCAAGUUGUUGUUGGGUGAUGAUAACUCCAUUGCGUUAACAAACCUGCCCGGAACAAUCGGCUACAUGGCACCAGAGUAUGGAUCAACUGGUAAAGCAUCACGCAUGAGCGAUGUGUUCAGCUAUGGGAUCAUGAUGCUGGAGGUCUUCACGGGGAAAAGACCCACUAGCCCGCUGUUCGGUGAGGAGCUCAGCUUGCGGCAAUGGGUUACUAAAGCAUUUCCAACCAGGCUUAUAGAUGUUGUCGACAACGAAGUUCUAUCACAAGGAAUCAAGAGUGAUUGCCAUGCUAGCGAUGAAAGCACAUCGAGAGAGCAGUCUAUCAUUCUCAACACAUGCCUUGCAUCUGUAAUAGAGUUGAGUUUACAGUGCUCAUCAACGAUGCCUGAUGAAAGAACCGCAAUGGACAAGGUGGUAGUGAAGCUGAACAAGGUAAAGGUAGAUUACUGCUUGCAAAUGAGGUAGAGGGCGAGUGAAACCACCUUCUGCUAUCAUAUCUCCUAGAACAGAUCAUCUACUUCUUGAGUUAAUGGCAAUAAGAAUAAUAUGCCAGUUAUGUAGUAGAAAUAGAACUGUAACGCGUCAAUUGUAUAACUUGGUGUUGAUAAUCUACUUCUUGAGCUAAGUACAAGGAGAUAAUGUCAUA